This is a messenger RNA of Acanthosepion pharaonis, 594 nucleotides long. The record is from the annotation of a GenBank genome assembly. Lineage: Eukaryota; Metazoa; Mollusca; Cephalopoda; Sepiida; Sepiidae.
AUGGAAACCAUAGCAAACAUUUCUCGCGUCUCUCCUUUUUUUUUCCUUUUCUUAUCUGUUUUUUUUUGUUCUCUCCUCCAAUUUCGCAUUUGGGCACAUCUUCUCACUUACCACCCUCCCAAUUCCGCCUGUCUUCUUAUUUGCUCAUUACAACCUUUCUUAUUUCUCACUCUCUCUCCCUCACUUCCUCUGUCUCUGUCUCUUCUCCCGAUAAAAAAGACUGAACAAUGCCGGUCGCAUUACGUCGAAGCGCUGCAACAUAAACGAGAAGAGGAAAAGUCCCUAAUCACCUCCUCUCUAACCGCUACCACCGCCAUCAUCCUUUCCUCUCUCUCUCCCAUUGCUUUAUCAGGGACGGACGUCUCUAAAUCGACACAGCGCUCCAGACUUAAGUUAUGGGCGGGAAAGGCGACUACAGUAGUCACAUAUGUGAUAUGGGACCACCGCUGUCUUCCUCCUCGUCUCUGCUUUCUUUGCAGCCUUUACCCGCGAUUAUACCGAUACCCCCCCAUCAACCGGUCACUCUCUAUACUGGACUUUUCAACGCACCCUUCCAUCCACUGUCCAUUGACCACAAUCUUCACUACACCAUAA